CAAGCAGUCUUUCGUGAACGACGCGCCGACUCGCAUCAACGAUUUCGCUCCGUCUGCUCUUGAGACUAAAAGAAACUGAAAGAGAAGAUUCGAAAACCAAGCGACAAGAUUUAUUAAUAAACAAAAUCGACAACAGCCAACUCAAAAAGACGUAGUGUUUUCUGUGCAAUUAUUAGGAUUCUAAAGAAUCAAGUGAUUUAAUUGUCACGGAUCAACGCAUCAACGAAAAUGUAUAGUGUACAUGUGACACCGGGAAGAUCCACGGAUCGAAAGAAAAACUCUGACGACAUGGGCAACGAAAUCAGAGCGUAUGAGGGACGAAGAAAGGAAUCGAUUUCCGUGAAAUUGAUAAAUUACAUUCGUUCGCAGUUUCAGCCAGAUGUUGUAUCAGAAGGAGAGCUUGAAGGACUCGGGGGCGUUUUAGGGAGCUCCGGGGGUGCCGCGCUUGCCCUUAGCGGCCGACACAAGCCGGAGGAACUUGCCACCCUCGCGGCCACCACCAGGUUUUCCCGGAAGGAGAUCCAGUUGAUCUAUCGGGGCUUCAAGCAGGAAUGCCCGAGCGGUCUGGUCGACGAAGAUGCCUUCAAGCAGAUCUUCUCGCAAUUCUUUCCGCAGGGAGAUGCAAGUCAGUAUGCUCACUAUGUUUUCAACACCAUGAAGAGGAAACCGUCCGGCAAGAUAAGCUUCGAGGAAUUCCUCACUAUACUAUCGAAGGUGUCGAGAGGGUCGGUGGAGGAGAAGCUACAAUGGGUGUUUGGCCUGUAUGAUCUGGACGGUGAUGGUCUAAUAAGCAAGGAGGAAAUGCUGGACGUUGUCGGCUCCAUUUACGAGAUGCUGGGUCGUUAUACGCAACCGCAAAUCCUUGAGCCGCACGUGGCCGCCCGCGAACACGUCGAUCGCAUCUUCCACUUGAUGGACGCGAAUAAGGACGGUGUGGUGACCAUCGAAGAGCUGGUGCAGUGGUGCUCCAAGGACGAGCAAUUAUUGCGAAGUCUCGAUACUUUGGAUACCGUAUUAUGAGAUCUUUAUCAGCGAUUUCAAAUUAUCAAUUAUCAAUUACGCUUUAAGCAAUGACUAUAAAAUAUCGUGAACUUUUCCAUCAAUCUAUCCUCCUCUCUUCAUACAGAUAAGAGGAAUAUACAAAUUCUCAAUAAUUUAAUGAUUACACGUAAGAAAAUGAUUGAAAAAAUAUUUGAAAAACUCUUUUGAAAGACAGAAAAUGCAAAUUAAAUCAGGGUAUGCAUUAUGAAAUUGCAUGUAUUAUGAAACUUUUUGGAGUGGAUUCCAAAAGAAUUAUUCAAUUAUUUUCAAAAUUUUUAUGUGUUUUUUUAAGGAAAACAAUAGAAAUCUAGGAAAUAAUUAAACGAUUUUAACUGGAAUCUAUUCUGAAUAAUUUUAUAAUACAUAUCUUAUUUGCAAAUCGCGAGCUUAUAAUUUACAAGCACAAAGUGCAAUAAUUCAAUGUUUGUGAGAAGAGAAAUUCAAGCGACCAACCAAAGUAUCGAUGCUCGAGACGUGUCUUUAAAAAGAGACCCUGGACCCUUUCGCACAUGUCUUGUAAAUAUGUAUGUACCUCGUUUACACACCUACCCAGUCUUUCAGUACAACUUCAAGUACACUUCCAAAACGUCACUCAACGAUCAAGGAUCUGAAAGAAUCGACGAUUUAAGUUGCUUUCGAAAUUUCUUAAAACUCCGCAGCUUUGAAAUGUUUGAAAAGUUGAAAUUAUAUUAAAAAGUAUCUCCAAUUAUUGAUAUAUGCAAAAUUGUUAUUCAUUAAUUAUCAAUAAAGUAAAUCGUCGGUCUGUUCAGAUACUCAAUCUCUUUCUUAAAAAAGACGAAUUAAAAGUAAUCGAUACAAAUUUGAUCUGCGAUGACAGAAAGGAUAUUUAUAAUUUAAUUAAAGUUGAAAAUCAAUUUUAACUCAAUUUCCUUAUUAAUUCCCAGAAAAUGUAACGUUUUUCUUCUUAGAAAUUUUUCGGUUAACUCUUAUAUUUUUAGAGGAUUGCUAUGUAGUGUUGCGAAGUAUUUAAACUUCGAAAUCUUUAAUGAUAUGCAUUAAUCAAUUGAUUCUUUAAAGGCGCAAGUUUGCCCUAGCUUUUUAAGAUUUCUAAAUUUUAUCUUUCAAUCUUAUCUAUGUAUUAUCGUGAAUACCAAAUUUGGACUUUUAAAAUAUCGAUUACAAAACAGUACUCCUCUCAGGCCAAGCGAGAAAAACCAAUGUUCUCUUGUUAUUACUUGGCCUAUACCUCGUGUGAUUAUCCUGUACCUUAUUAUUAUAUAAUAUUAAUGAUAUAUAUUGAUACAUAGAAUUAUAUUAUCAGAGUUAAGGUAUCUCGUUGUCUGCCAUACGUGCCAUGUCAAAAGGAAUAUUUCUCGCAUUUUCUUGAAUCUUUUAAUAUUAUUACAUUUCUUGUUUUUUAAAUUUCUUUAAAAGAAAGAAUUUUCUUUUAAGAUUUAUAAAAUUCUUUUAUACCUUAUUGAAAUCUUAAAUCUUUAUAUGAUAUCAAUUAUUCGCAAAAGUUUUUCAUUUCUGGAACGCUCCAGUCGCAUGGGAUUUUUAAUUAUUAAGCAUUCUUUGAUUUAUAGAUAUUUUGUGUUCAACUUCUAAAGAAGAAUAUCUUUUUGUAUAAUUCUAUUCCGAUCUUCAUGGCAGAUAAAGUGUUAGUACUUAUUACAAUCGUUCUCAAAUUGUUGAAGUUUAAGAAUUUAAUCCCUCUUAUUGAAACGAGCUAUAUUAUGUAUAUAUACAUUAUAUGCAUAUAUGUAUAUAUACAUAUAUAAAAUCGACUGUUAAAAGCAUUCUCUGAAUUUAUUCUCGUUCGCAAAUAUAAUUGCGAUUUUUUCGCCGUUGUAAACGCAAAAUGCGCCUUUUGCGUGUUUAACAAGAUUAGCGUGUAGCAUGUACAUACGUGUAUGCAUUUUUGUUAAAACGUAUGUACACUCGUGCAUACCUGUGAAAAAAUAAAUUUACCUUUGUACCACGAA
Monomorium pharaonis (pharaoh ant) is the source of this 2987-nucleotide messenger RNA. RefSeq names its product Kv channel-interacting protein 2-like. Gene Ontology annotation, molecular function: calcium ion binding. NCBI's taxonomy places the organism in Eukaryota, Metazoa, Arthropoda, Insecta, Hymenoptera, Formicidae. Bases 229 to 1020 code for a protein of 263 amino acids. The transcript has 6 exons. The record is from RefSeq and is a predicted model, not a curated record.